This is a messenger RNA of Emiliania huxleyi CCMP1516, 717 nucleotides long. Its product is annotated as mitochondrial import inner membrane translocase, subunit TIM17. The transcript is spliced from 2 exons. The coding region runs from base 1 to 717 and encodes 238 amino acids. Gene Ontology annotation, cellular component: TIM23 mitochondrial import inner membrane translocase complex; mitochondrial inner membrane. NCBI's taxonomy places the organism in Eukaryota, Haptophyta, Isochrysidales, Noelaerhabdaceae. The record is from RefSeq and is a predicted model, not a curated record. Gene Ontology annotation, biological process: protein import into mitochondrial matrix. Gene Ontology annotation, molecular function: transmembrane protein transporter activity.
AUGUCUGUGCAGGAGAGGGACCCGUGCCCGCACCGGAUCCUCGACGACAUUGGCGGCGCGUUUGCGAUGGGCGCCAUCGGCGGCGGCCUCUGGAACAUGGUCAAGGGGGCGCGCAACAGCCCGCGCGGCGAGAGGAUGCAGGGCAGCAUCUCUGCGAUCCGCGCGCGGGCGCCGAUCCUCGGAGGCGCCGCCGCCGCCGCCUGGACAGAGGACGAGAGAGAGGGAGAGGACGCCGCACCGCCUCGCGGGCGGGGCCUCGACACCCCCCCUCCGUCUGCGCGCCGCCGACGCCCACCCGCCUCCGCGCUCAGCCCACCCCGCCAGCCAUUCCUGUCCCGUCUCGGCGCCGCAGGCAACUUUGCAGUGUGGGGAGGGCUCUUCUCAAGCUUUGAUUGCUCGCUGGUGUGGCUGCGGCGCAAGGAGGACCCGUGGAACUCCAUCGCGUCGGGCGCGCUGACGGGCGGCGUGCUCGCGGCGCGCGGCGGCUGGCGCGCCGCUAGCCGCUCGGCCGCUGUUGGGGGGGUGCUGCUCGCGAUGAUCGAGGGCCUAAACAUCUUUUUGACCAAGAUGUUGGCGGAGAACUCGGCGCCGCCCUACGCGCCUCCGCCGCCGUACCAGCCGCCGCCGAUGGCGCCCGCGCCACCGACCGCGGCGAAGCCGGCCGCCGCCGACGAGGGGUUCAUGGUCGACUCGGCAAAGUCCUCCCAGGCCACCUGA